Peromyscus leucopus (white-footed mouse) is the source of this 2638-nucleotide messenger RNA. RefSeq names its product family with sequence similarity 114 member A2 (gene Fam114a2). The record is from RefSeq and is a predicted model, not a curated record. Lineage: Eukaryota; Metazoa; Chordata; Mammalia; Rodentia; Cricetidae.
AAUACUUCCGUGAUCGUCGGAGCUGCGAGCGGGGCGGCGGUAGCCGCGGUGAGGGGCGGCGUCGGCACUGCGGCUUUUCCGGGAGCUGUUCCAGUCAUGUCAGAUGAGGAUGCUACAGAGACCCCAGCGGUAACCGAAGCGGUCCCAGCGGUAACUGAAGCGGCCCCGAUCCUCAAAGAUGGCAACUGUGAGCCGGCUGAGAAGCCAGAGAAUAAAUCUCAGCCUGUGCCGUCCACUCGGAAAAGACCAGAGACCAAUCCUUCCAGUGACCUUGAGGCUUCCAAGCUUCCUGCUCAGGAGACUGUUUCUAAAGAUGCACCCCAGACCGGAUGGGGUUAUUGGGGUAGCUGGGGCAAGUCCCUGCUCUCCUCAGCCUCAGCGACAGUAGCGACAGUAGGUCAAGGUAUUUCAAAUGUCAUCGAGAAGGCAGAGACCUCGCUUGGAAUUCCUAGCCCCACUGAAAUUUCAGCUGAAGUCAAGCAAGCAGCAGGAGAAACAAAUGCCAGUGAGAACGAAAGCUUCCCAGUGCCCGGGCCUUUCGGGAUGCUCACGACCAUCUCAACAGCUGUGCAGAGCACGGGCAAGAGCGUUAUCAGCGGGGGCUUGGAUGCCUUGGAAUUCAUUGGGAAGAAGACAAUGGAUGUCAUAGCAGAAGGGGAUCCUGGAUUUAAAAGAACCAAGGGCUUGAUGAACCGGAAUUCUACACUGUCACAGGUCUUACGAGAGGUGAAGGACAAAGAAGAGCAGCAGCCUUCCAAUGAGGUAACCAUGGAAACAGACAAGAAAACUCACUAUGGGCUACUCUUUGAUGAGUUUCAAGGCCUUUCACAUCUAGAAGCUCUGGAGAUGCUUUCCCGAGAAAGUGAAAUAAAGGUGAAAUCUAUCCUUAGUUCUCUGAGUGGAGAAGAAUUACAGACCACAAGACUUGAGCUAGAGCAGCUCAAAGAAGCGUUUUCCCUAGCAGAGUUCUGUGAGGAAGAGGAGGAGGAAAGACAAGGGGAUGAAGAUUUUACCAAGGAGAUAACAGAACUAUUUGCUCAGCUUCAUGUCUCUUCCAGACCAGAGAAACUUGCCAGGGCAAGAAAUACAGCAUACGAAUGGAUCAGGACAUCUCUGGCUAACCCAGUAGCAGAGAAAGAAGAAGGGGAAAAUCAGGUGGAGACAGAAAAUACUGAGGAAGCCAAACAAACUUCAAUAGAGGAUAUCCACGCGUUUGCAAUCCGGAGUUUAGCAGAAUUGACUGCCUGCUCCAUCGAACUGUUCCACAAAACAGCGGCCUUGGUUCUGCAUGGCCAGAAGCAGGAGGUGACAGCCUUGGAGAGGAGCCAGACACUCUCCCAGGUGACAGUCGUGCUGUGUAAAGACCUGGGCUCUCUGUCUAAAGAGUUCACCACCUGCCUCACCACUGCUGGGGUCAGAGAAAAGGCAGACGUUCUUAAUCCAUUAAUCACCGCAGUGUUUCUGGAGGCCUCAAACAGUGCCUCCUACAUUCAAGAUGCCUUCCAGCUUCUCCUGCCUGUGCUGCAGAUCUCUCUCAUCGAGAGCAAGACAGAGUCACCCAGGGGUGAGCCGCCAGCCCAGAGCCCUCUGACAGAGCACUGAAGAGCAGAGAAGAGUCUACCUGAGAUCAUGAAGGCUGAGAAACCCAACUUUCCUCAGGGAAGCCCUGCAGCCAGAGCGAGCGGCACAUUACUGAGUGUGUGAAAACCCAGGCAGGGGCGCGGGCUCACAGGGGUGCUUGCUUCUCUGUGUGGCUGAGGCACUCAGGUCCGUACACUGCUCUUCCGAGUCUUAGAAGAAAUAAAUUAUUUGAAAAGACAUUAUUUCAGGAAAGUCAGUGGGACAUUAUGGCAAAAACGUUGGACUUCCUUUAGAAAUAUCAGAAAACACUAACAAGUUUGCCAUGGAUGUAAUUUGCAGCCAGUGGGUUGUUAAACAGGAAAGAGCAAAACGUCAACUUGGUGUCCUGGGAUUUAUGACAUUCUUUUCACUAUGGACUUUCUCUUUACUGGAAUAGUCUAUGGCUUUUACGGAACUGAGACCACAUAAGCCCCAAGUGAGAUGGUCAGGCAGUGUCCUCUGCCCUUUCAUUUCGGUAGAUGUUUGGCAUAGUGGAGAAACUCGUAGCUACAUGUAUGAACCACAGCAAAGUGCCCUUUGGCUUCAAAUGAUUCCCAGCGAAACCCCUGCUCAGCUCAUUCAAAAUCAUGCAGUUGCAUGUCCACAGAUGCUCUGAGUCUCUUCAGGCUGCAUUGUGCACACCCUGCCUGAGGCUGCAUUAAUGCAGGGUGCAUUCUUCAGCUGCCUGGUCCGGAGGGGAGGAGGCUCUUGUGGAGAUGGGGUUUUUGUGGAGUCCUGUGAAAAUGUGUACUUUAUAACAGGAUCUAGCCUCAGACAUAAUACAUUUCCCCCUCAUUCUUCCUUUGUUUUACUAUAUUAGUUAGUGCACUUUGAAGACAGUUCAAUGGCCGUCCUAUACUCUUAAGGCUCCUUUGCAGUUUUCAACAGUUAAAGGCUAUUUUGAUAUCCAGGCUUUUUAAAAAUGUUUGUUAACUUUGUGGUUUCUAGUGGCUCUGGUAACUUGAGAGCCCUGCCCUUCAUCUUUGAACACCUUUACAAUAAAACAUAAUUAUACUUA